Messenger RNA from Fonsecaea pedrosoi CBS 271.37, 603 nucleotides. RefSeq lists its product as uncharacterized. NCBI's taxonomy places the organism in Eukaryota, Fungi, Ascomycota, Eurotiomycetes, Chaetothyriales, Herpotrichiellaceae. The transcript has a single exon. Gene Ontology annotation, cellular component: mitochondrion. The record is from RefSeq and is a predicted model, not a curated record. The coding region runs from base 1 to 603 and encodes 200 amino acids.
AUGUCGUGGUUUACAUCAUGGUUCACAUCGUCAAAGAACCCAGUGCCUUCAGCAGCUGGCCAGCCUGCAGCUCCCGGGAAGCGCGUCCUCGAAGAACCUGUGAAGCCGGCCGAACCCGCCAUUGAAGCAGCCAAACCCGUGACGCCGCAGCAGACACAAACCGAACGUUUGAACAGAAACAAACUCAUUUUUGGUGCUGGCGCCGUAUUUUUCGCCUUCUCCCUCCUCGUCACUCGAAGAAGCCUUGCGCGAAAACGGCUGGCCUCCAAUCCGGCUUUCUACGCCAAUGCCCCGGCACACCAGGCGGAACAAGCGAAAAAGGUCAACGGUGCCAUGGAAGCAGUCGAAGCAUUGAACAUCGCGACGAUCAAUGUCCUCAGUCUGUCGAUGAUGGUCACUGGAGGGGCUAUGUGGUAUUUCGACAUCAACAGUCUGGCAGAGGCGCGCAGGAAGAUAAGAGGUGGGCUGGGCGUUGACGGGACGGGCAAGUCGGAGAAGGAAGCUGAGGAGGAGUUUGAAGAGUGGAUGGCGACCGUGCUGGCGCGCAAGGAAGCGAAAGGACCACGACCUUCGCAGACGAAUGAACGAGGCCAGGAGAGGUGA